AUGCGGCUGCUUGUUCUGUUAGCGCUGCUCGAAUUUGCCAUAGGAGCACCAAGGGAAAAGCGUCAAACACCAACUGAACUUUCUAACAUUCCACAAGCACUCAGCAAUGCACCUCCUGGCGAACAUUUCUUAAGACAUGCUCUAUUUAUUCCUCGUGGACUAGAGCCUCAGGGCUUUGAUCCCACGAAACCCAUCCAAGGUGCGUACUUCAUUGGUGGUGACCAACAGUUCAAUAUACCACCGCAGUUCCGUAUUCCUCAACGACAACUGCCACCAUCGUCGUCCCCACAGCCACUCCCAGUAGAUCCAAAUCUUCCACCUGUUGAUAAAAGCGUAGAUCUAGACGGUGAUGGGCGCCUUAGCCUUCCUGAGGUACAAUAUGCAGCCUUUGUGCACCAUGGCCUAUCGAGCAAUGUAGUAAAAGGAAUGUUCAACGAGGUCGAUAGCAACAAGGACGGGUACUUAAAUUCGUUUGAAUUCAAUGAUAUCCGCGCUAUGGUGUUAGCAAAAGCCGAGAAUGCUGCUAUGCGGUACAUGCAGAGCGUAGAUACUGACAAGAACAAGAUGCUUUCAUUGGAAGAAGCUCAAGCAUAUAUUCUCAGGGAACAUGGAAUAGGAUCACGAGAUGUUGAGCGCGUUUGGAAACUGGUGCUUCCGGAUACCACCGCUGAGAUGGACGCCGUCCAAUUUAGCAAACUGAGACGUAGAAUUCGUGGAAUGACCAUAAGAUUAGCCAGACAGAUUAUGAAGAUUGCUGACACAAACGCCGAUGGUCAUAUCUCUUUAGAUGAAGCACAGGCUAUAGCUUUUGAACAAGAAGGAAUCGGAGCAGGCGAUGUUGCACAAAUGUUCGCCAGUGUCGAUGAUAACAACGAUGGUGAACUGAAUGCACCAGAAUUUGCCGACUUUGAGCGAAUUGUACGCGCAAGGGCUGUCGAAACAAGCAAAAAGGCACUCAGGGUAGUGGAUACUGAUGCUAGCAACACUCUUACGAUGGACGAGGCCAAGAGAAUUGCUUUCGAACAUUACGGAUUUGAUGAAAAUGUACUCACACCAUUCUUCGAUCAAGCUGAUGAAAAUGAGGAUGGCCAUUUAGAUGCCGUAGAAUUUGCAGGAUUCCGCUCUGUUAUACGUAGUAAAGCUGUUAGAAAUGCUGUUCAAGUGUUGAAGGAAAUUGAUACGGAUAAUGACGGCCUUAUCAGUCUGGCUGAAGCUCAAGAGAAGACGAAGCGUGAAGAUGAUAUGGAGCCACAUGAGACUGUCACGCUAUUCAACAUCGCCGAUCAGAACAAAAGCGGCAAACUUGACAAGGUGGAAUUGGCAGAUUUCAUUCGUCUCGUGCGCCUCAGUGCAAUUCGCUUCGCUACGGAUCAUUUUAAGGAGUUUGAUUCGAAUCGCGAUCGUCUCGUUACUGUUGAUGAGUUGGCGCACUUGAUUGAAGCAAAGUAUCACGUACCUUUUGACGUGACCAAAGAGUUUUUCAACAAGGUUGACGUCGAUGCCUCGGGUGACCUUAUUCCAGCCGAAAUUGUCGAUUUUCGCCAUGAGAUUCGCAAGUAUGUCGCCCAGCAUCCGUUACCAGUUUCACCUGAAGAGGAAGUGACUACAUCUAAGCAAGAGUCGCCAAAGCAGACAAAUCGUAGACAAUUGGCGAAAAAUAUAGAAGACAUUGUCCUCACCACCACUCCUGCACCUCCUCCACCUACUACUUCCACCAUCACCACCACCACCAUUACCACCACCGCCACAACCACCACCACUACUCAGAGCACUACACCACGUAGUACAACAAGGAGACGCACCACAAGACGGCAAACAACAACUACCUCUGAAGCUCCGUCCACUCCUGCUGAGAUUUUCACUCAGACGAACGGCGUAGACGAGUUUGCGACAGAUCCACUUGGUUUAGAAGCAAAGCCACAACUCGAAGUCGCAUUCAAUGAUGAGAAUGAAAUUGACAGGCCAUCUACUACUAAAGCGACGCGGGUGUGGAAACCUCGAAACUUUUCAAACACUCACUCCACUGUCGAAUUGACAUCUACAUCUACAGCGGUUGCUGAGACUCAAUUCACACAUGACCCGAAUGUCGAGCGAACGACAACUAGUAGAUCUAUCCCAACUACUGCAGCAGAACGUGAAUUUGAGCCUACAACCGCUAGACCCACAAAAGCAACAAAGCAUCGAUGGACAGCUCCCCCCACUACUACAACCGAGGAACCCAGUACUGCAAUAGUUUUUACUACAACAGAGCUUGAAAGAAAUAUAGCUAGCACAACGGAAAGAACAACUACCCAUAAGAGGCAUGCUACAGCCCGAACCCGAACAACAAAGUCAAAUCCUAGAGUUACAACAACAGUUGCGCCAACCUCUGUACCCACUGAAGAGUUCGAGUAUGAAAUUGUGGAAGUAGAAGUAGAUGAAAAUGGUAAUGAGAUCUUGAGCGAAAAACCAGAAAGUGCGGACACAUCCGCAAAAGUUUUGGGAGCAGAUGAAACAAAGGAAAAGGGGGAAAAAAGAAGUGGCAGACAUCAGAACGCAAGCCAAAAGAAACCAGUAACAUCAGAAACGCAAAUAUUAGAUGAAGUUAGCUCAAAAGAGGAAAGACGGAGGCUUGUUCAAGAGCAAAAACGUGCACUCAAUUUACCACCUGACACGGAAGUUGAGUAUGUCGAUGGAGAUGCAACCAAGAAGCCUGGAGACGAUUAUGACGAUACGGAAGCGGAAUCUGCAGAAAAAGAACAUCAAUGACACAAAUGUCACCAACACAUAAGACUUCGAUUGUUUUUAUCAGAUUUACCUCAUAUCAGUGUUAUAUCAUUCAGCAUGUUUCAACUUGCUGUGCCUUUACUGUUCUUUCACAUUCCUUACCUUUGAUAAUCAU
This is a messenger RNA of Cylicocyclus nassatus, 2881 nucleotides long. Lineage: Eukaryota; Metazoa; Nematoda; Chromadorea; Rhabditida; Strongylidae. The record is from the annotation of a GenBank genome assembly.